AUGGUUCAUGUCCCAUAUGUGAAUGAAUUGCUCAAUGCUUUUGCUGCCCCAGUCAAAUAUCUGCUAUCCUCUACAAAAGUUACCGCACAAGAACCAACAUUAGUGAUAGUGCGCGAUUCGUUUUCACUCAGUAUGCUUGUUCGUCUUGCUGGUCUCUCAGGUGCCCUGUCUGUUAUUGCCGGGGCCUUUGGCGCACACGGAUUCAGUGCAGACCGAGAGAAGGACAAGCGCAUUUUUCAGACGGGGGCUUACUACAACUUGGUUCACUCUAUCGCUCUCCUUGGAGCCACGCAAGCCCGUCGUCCUAACUUAACCGCUGGCCUAUUUCUCCUAGGAAUGUCCAUGUUUUGCGGAUCCUGCUACUAUGUUGCACUGACUGGAGACAAUCGCGUAUCUAAAAUCGCUCCCGUUGGCGGUAUAACACUGAUCAUUGCUUGGCUAUCUUUCGUUGUUUGA
Molecule: messenger RNA, 456 nt
Organism: Opisthorchis viverrini
Lineage: Eukaryota; Metazoa; Platyhelminthes; Trematoda; Opisthorchiida; Opisthorchiidae
Exons: 3
Coding region: 1-456 (151 amino acids)
Source: RefSeq, a predicted model, not a curated record